Messenger RNA from Emiliania huxleyi CCMP1516, 1284 nucleotides. RefSeq lists its product as hypothetical. Bases 1 to 1284 code for a protein of 427 amino acids. The transcript has 3 exons. Gene Ontology annotation, molecular function: protein binding. Lineage: Eukaryota; Haptophyta; Isochrysidales; Noelaerhabdaceae. The record is from RefSeq and is a predicted model, not a curated record.
AUGAGGGCCCAACAGGAGAAUCGUGCUUUUUGGGUUGGGUUGGGUUGUCGGCACGGGUUGGGCUUUUGCGCGGCGGAGGCCACCCCCUACCACUGCAGCAGCAUCCCAGCAGCCAUGCUCGCCGUGAAGCGCGCCUUCGAGGGCAGGAGCUCGGCGGCGGAGGAGCCGCCUCCGAAGCCAACCACCACGCGAGGCGGCCUUCAGGUUCGCUUCACCGCAAAGCUGACCGAAGCGCUCGAGCUCGUGAGCCGCUCGCCGCGAGGCCUGCUCGCCGCCGCCACCAUCGGCGGCUCGGUCACCUUUGUGGACGGCUCGGACCUGUCGUUGCUCGGCGCGACCGAGGAGCUGCACGAGGACCCGCCGAAUGCGGUCGCGUGGGCGGCCGGCGGCGAGACCCUGCUGCUGGCAGGCGAGGACGGGAUCGCACGCGUGGUGAGUGUGGCGAGCCGGUCGGUAGUCCGAUCGCACGCCGUGCGAGAGGAGCCCGAGGCGGGCAAGCGGCCGCGAUGCCACCCCGUCUCCCGCCUGGCGGUGCUCGGGGACGGCGCCUUUGAGUUCUCCGCCUCGUUUGUCGCCGCCGCGGGCCGGGUCGCGCACUGCUACCGCCUCUCCGACGGCACGCUCGAGCACGUCUGCGAGCUCGCCUCGCCCGUCCACGCCCUCUGCGCCGCGCCGCGCGGAGAGCCGCUCCACUGGGCGUACGCCUUGGCGGUCAAGGGGUGUGUGCGGCUCGUCUCUCGCGCCGGGGCGACGGUGCAUGAGCUGCAGAUCGGCAGCGUCGUGCGCUCGCUGGCGAGCAGCGGGCAGUGGCUCGCGGCGGCGGAGUACGACGGCACGCUCAAGCUGUGGGGCCUCUCCCCCGUGACCAGCCCGCUCACGCUGCGCGGCUACUGCGGCACCGACGGCAAGGACGUGCAGUGGAGCGCCGACGGCGGAGGGCUCGCCGCGAGCGGCAGCCAGGCGGUCGUCUUUGACUUCACGGGCGCUCAGCCGCCGCACCCGUACCGCUCGCAGCCGUGGCGGCCGGCGGCCGGCAAGCCCGACUCUGUCCCGCGGGGCCUGGUGCGCGUGUGGCAGCCUCGCAGCCUGCCGCUGCGCAAGGGCGGGCAGGGCAACCCCACCCAGCCGCAGCUGAUGAAGCCGCAGCUGUACACCUUUGUGCGGCAGGACGCGACCCACCCGUCCGGCGAGGCGGCCGAGCCAUGCGCGCUGCUGUGGCUGGCCGAGGACACCGUCGCGGUGGGCUACGCCUCGGGGGAGAUCGUCGCCUUCCAGGUGACGUGA